AUGAGACGGCAGAAUAGCAGCUGCGACCAAUGUCGCAAGGGCAAGAGGGCCUGCGACGCGGGCGCCCUCAAGGAUAUCCAGCUGUGUCUGGAUGCAGACCUUCAAUGGGAGGUUGACUGGCAGAGCAUGAACGGGCCGUGCUCAAACUGUUCAAAGACGCGCAAGUCGUGCACAUUCAACUGGGCCCGGUCACAGCAGGCCCAGCUCCGGGUCCGAAGGCAGUCCGCCGAGAAGACCGCUGCUGCUGCCGCUGCCGGCUCCGCCUCCGCUUCCGCCGCGCCGAGUCGGAAGAGGGUCAAGUCAACUCACUGCAAGAAGGUCAACAACGACAGCAGCAACAGCAACAAAGCCUCUGUAUCGCCAGCAUCCCAAGGUCCAUCAGUUCUGAGUGAGGCCCAACUCGCCGAGCUUCAGUCACUCAUCCCGGAUCAUGUCGCAUCAUUCACCCACGAGACGCCAAGCUCACAUGCCUUUGGCGGAGCAGCAGCAGCAGCAGUAGCAAACGACUUUGGAUUUCCCCAAAACCUAUUCACGCUAUCCCCCGCCGACGAGCACCUCACCUUCGACCCAUCCGCCGACGACGCCGCCUCGCUCCUCUUCCCGGGCCCCUCAUCCCUCUCAGCGCCCAGCUGUCUCUCAGAUGAGCUACCAGGCUUCGACGACGCCGAUCUCGUCUCCAUGCACGGUGCCUCGACCAUCAGCCUCAGCCCGGACUCGACUUGUUCAACCAUGGGCAUCGACCCGAAUGCCCGCAAGAGGGCGUGGCAGCAGACGCACGCCAUGAACUAUGCGCCACCUGGCGGUGCUGGGAUCUCAGAGUACUCGGCCACGCAGGCGCUGAUUGCGCGGACAAAUCAGACGCUCAUGACGGAUAACCUCAUGAAGCUGUACCACGACGUCAUGGAGGGCGCGCUCUCGUGCUGGCUGGUGGAGCAGAACUGUCCCUACAUCCUAACCCCCACACAGCUGGAGCGCUCGAGUCUCGGCGACGCGCGAAGUCACGACCCGACGCAGAUUCAUCUCAAUCUGCCCAACAGGAUUUACCGCCGCGUCUUCAAGCUCGAUAAAUCCCUCGCCUCGCUGGGUCUGAAAUCGCUCAGCGUAUCCGAAGACCGAAAGGCCACGAGAGCGCUACAUCUCGCCAUCAUGGCAUUCACGGCGCAGUGGGCACAGGGAAGUCAACGGAGUCAAGCGCGGUACCAGAAGCCAAACGGCUUCGGGGACUCGUCCGUGCCGGGGACCGAACAGGAAUUCGACACGGCGCUGCAGAUAUCAUUUUGGAACCAGGCGCAGCGGUGUCUGGACGACUGCGCGGGCGUGGACUCGUUCAAGGUGGCCAUGGCGGAGCUCCUUUUUGGCCUCACGCAGAAGAACCAAGAGAGCGCGGAGGGGAUCGGGUGGGAGUUUAGCGAAGGGAUGGUUGGUCAGAGUCAGCUGGGGUACGAUUACACCAACGGAGACGGGAACGACUGGGAGACGCCGGGGACAAAGGAAAAGGUGCAGACGGCGCUGGACGAGGAAGGGUACUCGCUCUACGUCGAGCGCGGCGCCCGGCGCCUGCACGUUCUCAAGCGCAGGUCUGAAAACUUUGAGAGGAGGAAGAGAGUAAAAGCACGCGGGACCGCCAACGCGAGGACCGAAUCAGGAUGGGCUGUCGGUGGCGGAGAAGAUGCCCACGGCGAAGAAAAAGCGACGAUGAAGAUGCUCUUUUGGCUCGCCAUCAUGUUCGACACCCUAUCCUCCGCCAUCUCCGACAGACCGCCCGUCGUCUCGGACGAAGACAGCCGCGAGACAGCAACAGCAAAGAAGCAAAACUCACCGCCUUGCAAAGGCGAAGACGACGACACCAUCCCGGUAGCGAUCCCAUCCGCAGAAAGCUGGAACGACCAAUUCAUCAUCAAACGCAACCAGAAACUCGCCCCCCUCCGCUGGCCCUGCCCCACCGACACAUUCGAGCGCGAACUCCGCGACGCAGCCCCCGUCAAAGUCCUCCUCUUCCGCAAAAUCACACGCAUCCAAGCCCUCUCGUCCCGCGGCUCCGCGUCCCCAAAGUCCAUCGAGGACGCAAUCCAAGACGGGCUGGCGGUGUACCGCCACUGGAACAUGAUGUACGGCCCCCUGUUCCGAGACUGCAUCGAGCACCACGAUGCGAUCCCCUCCAAGAUCCAAAGCUGGUACAUUUGUCUGCUGGGCCACUGGCUCCUCGCGGCGAUGAUGAUGGCGGAUUGUAUCGCGCUCGUGGACGAGCAGGGCCUGGGCAGCGCAACAAGGGCCGCGGAGAGGGUGGCGAGCGGGUUGGUCGGGGAUUUGAGGAGGGCGAGCGUGCGGGAGGUGUCGGAUCUCGCGAGGGCGGCUACGCCGCAGCAUGACGUGGGCGGGUUGGGUGUGUUGUUGGAUUUUCACCCGGCUGUGAAGGAGGGGGCUUUGCUUACGGAGCCGUGGACUAUGGUGUUGAUUCGGUCGUUUGCGAUGGCGGGGACGUUGUUGCUUGAGGAGGCUGGUGGUGGGUUGGGUGUUGGGGAUGAGGUUGUGGUGGAGGCGUUGGAUCGGUGUGAGGAUUGUGUCAAGGCGUUGUGGUAUUUGGGGCGCAAGUCGACUUUGUCGAGGCAGGUUGCUGGGAUUCUGGGCGGUGGGUUGCUUGCGGAGCGGGCGAAGGGGUUGAGUGUUGAGAGCAUGGUUGGGAGUCAGGAUUCUUGGAAUGUUUUUGGGCCUGUUGAGAUUCUGUGA
Molecule: messenger RNA, 2727 nt
Organism: Colletotrichum costaricense
Lineage: Eukaryota; Fungi; Ascomycota; Sordariomycetes; Glomerellales; Glomerellaceae
Product: C6 zinc finger domain-containing protein
Exons: 2
Coding region: 1-2727 (908 amino acids)
Biological process (GO): regulation of DNA-templated transcription
Molecular function (GO): zinc ion binding; DNA-binding transcription factor activity, RNA polymerase II-specific
Source: RefSeq, a predicted model, not a curated record